AUGGAAUCCCAAGUCAGUGUGUUUGAGUUUCAUGGAGAAUCCAGUAACCAAGGAGAUUAUCAACAUCCGAGACCUGCCAACGAACCUAUCUACAAUAACUGUGGUGGGAUAGAUGGAGGUAAUGAUGGUGCAUCAGGGUUGCAGGAGCAUGGUUGGAGAUCAGAGUGUGAUGCGUCCACCGGGAUAGGAAGCUACCAACAUCCUAGACCGGAACCAACCGCAUUUGAACCAGAACUUUACGAAAACCAGCAGGAAAUCUCCCGCAAAGACCAGGUCAGUUCACCAGAAAACUACCAAGAACCUAAGCCUACUUACAAUGGUUGUACCCAGGAUAGUAGGUCACCCCUUCCAUCAAGGCCCAAAGUGGCACUAACGAAACCACCCCGAUAUACGAAACCUCAAUCAAAAUCACGAGAACCUAAAGGACCACCACACUACCAGACACCUUCACUGCCACACCCUACCCACAGAACAACCGAUCAAACACCAGCAUCAAAAUCAUCGCAGCCACCUUCAGACUACAAUCAACCUAAAGAAUAUACGAACGUUUCAAGUGAAAACGCGAAAAACUUAGGCGAUUGCGAAGCUACUGAGUUCGUACCAUCAAUAGAAAUGAUUCCAACUGUGACGUCAAUAUCCAAAACAUCAUCACCUAAGAUGAGCCAAAAUCAGUCAAAUCAACAGUUCCAAGAAAUGGAUAUAAAGUUCCCAGAAAGCAAGAAUAUCCAAGGUGAACCAACUGCAGCCAUCAUAACCGCCCCAUCUUUGUGUAGGGAAGAAAUGAACCGUGUUUCAAAUUAUCAACUUCCGGAAAUAGAUUUCGAGUUCUUACAAAGUAAAGACAAGACAUCAUGUUCCUCGUCGUCUCCUCCCACACCACAACCGUCGGCGAAUAUAGCACCACCAAGUUCGUUGCCAUCAGCGCUACCAUCAAGAGCACCUUCUCCAGGAAUACCAACAGCCAGGUCAACUGUUGUUCGCGGGUCAUCACCUCCAGAUUCACCAUCAGAACCAUUACCAGCGAAAUCACCAGUGAUACCACCGUGUUUACCAACUAAACCAGUUGGACCACCAAUACCACCAAAGAUGAAAUCGAUAGAUUCCCAAGUUCCACCACCUCUACCAUCAAAGACACCGCCACCAAACUCGCCAGAGAUAUCCCUCCAGUCAACAGCUUGCAGUCAACAAAUUUCACUCCAAGCAACACCUCCAUCUUUUCCCUCAAAUACAACGCCAUCACCACCGUCCUCAGGGACAACCAAACCUUCAUCAUCUUUGUAUGCUGAAUUGAAUGAGCUUGAUCGUCGAGAUGAUACCGAAGACUACCAACAUUUAACCUCGAUGACAAAGCAGUGA
This is a messenger RNA of Dendronephthya gigantea, 1356 nucleotides long. RefSeq names its product vegetative cell wall protein gp1-like. The coding region runs from base 1 to 1356 and encodes 451 amino acids. NCBI's taxonomy places the organism in Eukaryota, Metazoa, Cnidaria, Anthozoa, Malacalcyonacea, Nephtheidae. The record is from RefSeq and is a predicted model, not a curated record. The transcript has a single exon.